CUUUUUCCUUUUUUUUUUUCUCUGUUAAAAUCUGCCCUAGUUUUUGAAUCUUCAUAUCUUCGUCUCUCUCUCUCUCUUUCUCCGUGCUCAGAAUUUUCAGAUCUAAUUUUUAUCGUCGAAUCACAGAGAGGCACAAAUCUGUAUCAAAAGUCGAGGUGGGAUAAGUAAUCGAAUCAACCAAAACACCGUUCCAUCAAAUCAAAGCUCAAUUUGAAUUGGAUCGUCGUAGCAAAAUCCACCAUCGAUACAACCUACAAGGAGUUGGAUGAAUUAAACAAAAUGUCGUUCUCGUUUUUCAAGCAAUCACGGCCGAAAACUCCAGAGGAAUUGGUGAGUGCCAUCAAGGAUAGUCUCAUGGCGCUCGACUCUCAAACUGUAGCUGACGUCAAAGCUUUGGAGAAGGCUUUGGAAGAAGUUGAGAAAAAUAUAUCAUCAAUGAAAACUAUGUUGAUAGGAGAUGGUGAAGCGGAACCGAGCCCAGAACAAAUUUCUCAGCUGACACUCGGCAUCUGUAACGAGGAUGUCAUCCCUCUGUUUUUCCAAAAUCUACCAUUUUUGGGAUGGGAAACUAGAAAGAAUUUGGUCAUCUGUUGGCCUAUAUUGGUUAAGCAGGAAGUGGAUUCAGUGUUUUGUUGUGCACAAUACAUGGAGAAUCAUCUUGACUUGCUCGAUAUUCUAAUUGCAGGCUACGACGACAAAGAAAUUGCACUGCAUUGUGGGAAUAUGCUGAGGGAAUGCAUCAAAUUACCUACUUUUGCCAAAUAUAUUUUAGAGUCUCCUAGCUUCGAGCUCUUCUUCAAAUAUGUCGAGUUACCUAAUUUUGAUAUUUCUGCAGACGCAUUUUCUACAUUUAAGGAUUUGCUCACCAAACAUCCCGCGCCGGUUUCCGAGUUCUUGAAUAAUCAUUACAAUGAGUUUUUUGAACGAUAUCAAAAACUUUUGACAUCAGAUAACUAUGUGACUAGAAGGCAGUCUCUAAAGAUUCUAUCGGAUUUUCUUUUGGAAUCUCCAAAUGCCCGUGUAAUGAAGCGCUUUGUUUCAGAAAUUCAACACCUGAAAAUUAUGAUGAUGCUGUUGAAGGAUUCGAGCAAAAACAUUCAAAUAUCUGCAUUUCAUAUUUUUAAGAUAUUCGUGGCUAAUCCGAAUAAACCAGAAGAAAUAAAAAUUAUCGUGGCAAAAAAUAAUGAAAAGUUGAUAACCUUGUUGCAUGAUCUAUCCCCCGGAAAAGGCAAUGAAGACGACGAAUUUGAAGAAGAAAAAGAAAUGGUAAUCAAAGAAAUAGAAAAAGUAUCCAAGCUUACAAAUAGUGAACCUUAGUGUAGCAGACACAGUAUCCGAAAUGGAAGGAGUAAUUAGCAAUUGUAGACACAUUUCCAAAUAGAGCCGCCGGAGGAGCCGACUGCAUCACUACAAAAUUAUAAUUAUUCAAUUAGCGAUUCGUAUGAAAAAUAUAUUAUUAUUUCUUUAUUAUAUAGCACUCAAAAUAUAUUAUUUAAAUAAAUUAAUAAUAUCUGUAAAAUAAUUUUGCCCGAUCCAUGCUUGGGCCAAUUUGAAAAAAAAUU
Andrographis paniculata is the source of this 1562-nucleotide messenger RNA. RefSeq names its product putative MO25-like protein At5g47540. The record is from RefSeq and is a predicted model, not a curated record. Gene Ontology annotation, molecular function: protein serine/threonine kinase activator activity. The transcript is spliced from 13 exons. The coding region runs from base 280 to 1317 and encodes 345 amino acids. NCBI's taxonomy places the organism in Eukaryota, Viridiplantae, Streptophyta, Magnoliopsida, Lamiales, Acanthaceae. Gene Ontology annotation, biological process: intracellular signal transduction.